Molecule: messenger RNA, 3911 nt
Organism: Linum trigynum
Lineage: Eukaryota; Viridiplantae; Streptophyta; Magnoliopsida; Malpighiales; Linaceae
Source: the annotation of a GenBank genome assembly
CAGCCCAAAAGUGCCAAAAUUUGGCACUUUACCCCUCCCAUUGACGAUGGUAUUAGGGUGUAUUGGAUGGUAUGAAUAUUUUCGAUACAAAAUUAUGCACAAAUGUAGAGAAAUGCUAGAAAUUCAGUCACGACCAACGCAUGAAAGAUCACAGACGGAAACAUAGGGCACGAAACUGAGGAGCGAGAUCGCAGCCUAUAUGCCAAUGAUCACGACCACGAAAAUGGAGGUCUCAGGGGCAAAGCUUGGAGCAGCCAAUAAGGAAGGAGCAAAAAGUUUUGAUAGUCGGCACGACCUUCUUUAUCUGAGUCCACGAGAAAGAUCGCAGCCACGAGAUUCGAAUCGCGACCGUGAACUAGGGUUGAGAAGUUCCCAACUUCAAAACGCAAUACGGCAAGCUCAAGAUCGUGGCUUUCCCUCCCAAGAUUGAGGCCGCAAACUUUUCCCCAUUGAAUGUGAACUUGCGCGAAUCCUAGAAAUCUAUAAUAGGGGGUUCCUCUCCCCUACUUGGAGAGAUGAAAUUGAUUGAAGAUUUCUAGUUUGAAGAUAGAGAAAGUUAAAGAGAAAAGCUGAAGGAAGGAUAAGAAGAGAAGGAGGAGGAGAAGAAGGAAGUGAGUUCUCCCACAUCAAUUCUUCUUCUGUUUUCUUCCAUGUAUCUUCUUCCACCCUUUAUCGGGGAAAAAAUCCAAAAUUACCACUGUUUUAAAAAAAAUUUACAAAAGUACCACCCAUUCCGAGGAAAUUCCAAAUCUACCACUUUUUAUUAAAAACCGCUCCACGCAGGGGCGGUUUACCAUGGAACCGCCUGCUAGACAAGCGGUUUGUCUUUUUCGGUAAAAACACCCUCCGAAGGAGCGGUUUUUAUGGCUGCCCUAGCACAAACCGCGUCCUUUGGGAGCAGUUAUGUGUCGGCAAGGUAAAAUGCUCCCCAGGGAAGCGGUUUACAUUGUCGACACAUAAACGCCCCCCUCCCCAGCGGUUUGUGCCUCGUCACCCGACAGCCGACAUGUCGGCAUGCAGGAGGUUGCAGGGGUGGGGGCUGCAUGCCAGACUAAAACCGCUCUCACUCCCCCCCCCCACCCAACGACGGUUUCCAGUGUAAAAUUUGCCUGUAAAAGGCAGGUCUAGAAAACUCAAAAUCAUCACUCCACUCCUUUUUCUUCUUCAAAUUUCAGUUGUGCACCUUUAAAUUAUUUAGUUUUUGCGUUAACGUUAAUUCAUAAGUUUGUUUUGUAUUACUUUUCAUUGUCAUUUGUGAUUUUUAUGGUAGUAACUUAAUUACAGUUUUAUUGCAUAUGGCAUUCCAAAAGUUUACGCUUUGGUUACGGUGGAAUGGUUACACGGAAGAGACCGGAAAGGGCGUAAGUUACGUGGGUGGAAGUUUUUAUAAAAUGAAGGUCCGUACGAGACCGAUGCUUGAAGAGCUCCAUCAGAUGUGCACUGAGGUUACCUGCAUGGAUGGCACUAGAAGAGUUGAUCGUAUGGUGUAUCGAUAUCCAAACAGACAUGGCGGGUCAUUGUGGAAUGAGGAAUUCAUCAUUACCACUCAAAAGGACGUUGAUGACAUGGUCCAAUUUUUGACCACCAAUAAGAUUAAACAAGUGUAGAUAUUCGUUUACACUGAGGCGGUCGAAGGCGGUGUAGGUCAUUCUGGAGAUGGCCAAACAUCUGGUAUCCACGGUUGAAGUGUAUUAUAUGCAAAUCAUCCCCACAAGGAGUACCAAGACCGGAGCUGGAGUCAGGAGUAUCAUGAUGGAACUAGAGGUCAUCAUCAAUCCUUCCCAGCAUAUGAACAAGAAGCUCAACAGGAGGAUGAGAACCAACAAGCAGGCUACCAGUACCAACCUGAGUACAACUUCUACCAAAGCGGCGUUAGUUACCACAACUACCAUUACGGAGCUGAUGAAGGUGAAGGUGUCUUUUCCAAGAUAUACACAUAAUUUCAUAAAACAAACAUACUCAAUUGAUUAAAUAACAUUUUAAACGAAUAAUAAUUUAAAGAGAUACAUAUUCAAAAAUUUGAAAUUAAUAAAAUUAAUUUUGUACACAUACACAUAAAUCGUAUUGGUUGUUUUAAAUAAUUUAAUCAUAUUGGCUGUUUUAAAUAAUUUAAUCGAAUACAAUGCAACACUCGUUAGACUCUUAGAAGAGGUAUACAUCAUUUUCGAAACACAUCCUUUUUGACAGAAAAAGGGGGAUCCGAGGAUCGCUUAAAACCCGAUUUUUCCCAGAAAAUGGGAGGAUCAUGAUAAUCGCUUAAAACCCCAUUUUCUUAGGCAUGCAUCUCUUUAUAAAUAGUCUAAGUAAGUGGCGCUAUGUAUUCGAUUAAAUUAUUGAAAACAACUAAUACGAUUAAAAAUGAUCAAAUUUAUUUUAUAUUUCACUAAGUACAUUAACAAAUUAAAAGAAAGACAAAUGAUGAAGAAUUGUAUGUACCUCGUGAUCAUUCCAAAUAUCCCUUGAGCGAUGGUUGGGUUGGCCGUACAAAACGGUUGGAUCACUAGGUCCUUGAUCAACAUAUUACUGUUGGCUGUAUAUAUCCACGUCGUCCCCAACAUACGAGAGAAUAACAACAACGUUAGUACAUAGAUCAAUUAAAAAGUUUAUAACAACAACAAAAAUUUGGUAAAAUGAGUACGUACCGCUUGAAAUUCAUCUUAAUAAACUCUCUCUUCUUGGAACCACUCGUCCAUUUUUUCGCGAAAGUCUGACAGAGAUUCGGCGGGUUUUGAAGGAAAAAGCAAAAGAAAUGUUUUCUGAUGGCAGAUCGGAUUAGCCGCAACCAACAGACCACUAUUUCCUAGGCUUUUGGGAUGAGAGGGGGAUGGAUAGAGAGAUAAUUUUAGAGAGAGAGAGAAGAAUGGGUUGUGGUGUGAAAAAAUAAAGAGGGGGAGGGGGUAUUUAUAGUCUUCAGACCGUACCCUCCAGGGGCGGUUUUGUAAUUUUACCAUUACCGAAACCGCACCUAGAUGGAGCGGUUCACAGAGUCUGAUGCGCAAACCAUUCGCCAGGCUCGCGGCCUUCGAUCACUGACGCGGAUCGCUGCGCUGGCGUGCGGUUGGCAUUUGGAUCACCGUCUAAUCCAACGGUGCUGGGGACCGGCGCGUCGGGAAUAAGGACCGCACGCUGACGAUGCGGUUUUGGGGAUGCCCUAGCGAGGACCGCUCCCUCGUUGUGCGGUUUCUACAUAAAACGCACCUUGAAAGGGGGGGGGGGGGGGGAAGAAAGGUGCUAUUUUUGGUAUUUGUGUGGGCUGGAUGCUAUUUUUGUAAAAAAAAAAUUAAAAGGUGCUAUUAUUGGAAAAAUCCCUAGUAUAGGGCAAGGGUGGCAUCCCGAAGUACCUUGCUUUUAUCUUAGUUUUUUCCACUAGUAUCUUUUAAUCAACCUCCAACCCAAUACCUAAACCGGUAGUGAGAAGUAACCUAGGGUAUCGAAACCCGUGGAAUAUGACCUUGGUAACCACUAUACUAGCAAUGUCAUUCUAAGUUAUACUUCUCAUAAUAGGGUAAUUAGGAAAGGUGUGCAAUCGAUUGACAACACGCGCAAGAGGGUGGUAGAAAGCCCAUCACCAGCUUUGUUAACAGAGAGAGGUAGUUUCAUGUUGUUUACGGAAACAACAAAAUAUUGUUUCACCUUGCUUAGAGAAUGACAGAAAACGUUAAUUACUAGUCAGCGCAAAUGAUAAAGUCAAGCUUUCCGCUCACUUUUUCAUAUUCUAACUAACUAAGCUAAAAUCCUCCUUUGAGAUGGAAAGUCCAAAGUACGCAGACAGACGAGUUACUUGGAUACUUUUCCUGAUAUCACUUUUCUCAUAUUUUCAACAAACAAAAUAGUUUUUUCUUAUGAAUGAGGUGAGAUAUUCGAAUGACAUUACUCACAAUUUUUUUUUAGAAUGAAUACUUAUAAUUACG